Molecule: messenger RNA, 3051 nt
Organism: Perkinsus marinus ATCC 50983
Lineage: Eukaryota; Perkinsozoa; Perkinsida; Perkinsidae
Product: ATP-dependent RNA helicase DHX8, putative
Exons: 23
Coding region: 1-3051 (1016 amino acids)
Biological process (GO): spliceosomal complex disassembly
Cellular component (GO): catalytic step 2 spliceosome; intracellular anatomical structure
Molecular function (GO): ATP binding; ATP hydrolysis activity; RNA binding
Source: RefSeq, a predicted model, not a curated record
AUGGCCCCUCCUGUAGCCACUGAAGUAGACGGACCUUCAAAAGGUCCGGACUUGUCCACGAAGUCAGGCGGUCCUUCGGUGAGAUCUGUGGUGGAGAAGAUUCUCUAUCUUAACGCACGGAAACAUGUCCGACAAACUAUGGAGAAUCAUUGGGACAUCAACGAUCCCGACGUGGCUGAUAUGGUCGUUCAUUUGGCGAGGGAGAGUCGGAAGGAGGGGAAGGACAGCUCUCAGAAAGCUGACCCUGUUGAUACCUUUUGUGAGAAGCUCGAAGGCGUUGGUGCUGAGACAUCGCGGAAUACGGCGGAUAUACUUAUGGGCGCUCCUACAAAGAGGAGUUCAGAUCUUCAGCCGUUGGAGUUGUAUACUAUUCACCGAGGCACGGUCCAACGCGUAAUGGAGUAUGGGUGCUUCGUGGCCUUCCGGACACAAGAGGGAGAAAAGGAAGGACUUGUUCACGUUGGUGAGAUCCUCCCGGCUUCCUCGGCUGGUCGUUCGCGCAUGAGCGCAUCGGAUUUAGUGAAGCGAAACCAAAGCGUGUAUGUGAAAAUAGUUGGCCUUGCAGGUAGUAAGAUAAGUCUAUCCAUGCGAGAAGCUGACCAGAAGACAGGAGAGGACCUUAGACCGCGGAACUCUUCCUCGUCCAAGUCGAUCCGUCCGGGCGACUCGGCUUAUCACGGCGCUAAUUCGGUAGUACUGUCGAGUUUCAAUUGUCUCAGACAUUUGAACGAUUAUGAAUUAUGGGAGGCUCGGCAACUGAGGGCCUCUGGGGUUCUUGAUGCUAGUGACAUGCCUGACUUCGAUCCGAGGAAUAGAGAAGAAACUAAGGAAGAGGUUGAAUUGGAAGUAGCCGACACUGAGCCGAAGUUCCUGGCUGGCCAGACUGCCAAGACCGGGGUCAUUCUCUCGCCGGUACGUAUUGUUAAAGAACCUGAUGGAAGUCUACAGCGAGCCGCUAUACAGCAAGCGACUUUGGCUCAAGAGCGUCGUGAAUCUAAACAGGCCAUGCAGGAGCAAGUCAUCAAGGCUAUCCCGAAGGAUAUGAGUAGACCAUGGGAGGAUCCAAACCCACAUCAGGGCGAACGUACUCUAGCACAGAACUUGCGUAGUAUUACGAUGAACAGCGCAUCGCAGAACCAGAUUCGGAAGCACGGUGCCCCCACUGGAGUUGCCUAUGGUCAACGUUCGGCCCUGCCGAUGCGGGAACAACGCGAGGGUUUGCCGAUUUUCAAACUGCGUAGUCAGCUUUUACAGGCUAUGGCUGAGAAUCAGGUUCUUAUUGUCAUCGGUGAAACUGGCAGUGGGAAGACCACACAGAUGACGCAAUAUAUGGCUGAGGCAGGGUACGCCGACCAUGGGAUCAUAGGUUGCACUCAGCCGAGGCGUGUGGCUGCUAUUACGGUCGCUAAGCGUGUCGCUGAGGAGUAUGGAUGUCGGCUGGGCCAGGAGGUCGGAUAUACGAUUCGAUUUGAGGACCACACAUCUCCGGAAACUCGGAUAAAGUAUAUGACUGAUGGUAUGCUCCUUCGGGAGGCUCUGGCUGAUCCUCUGUUAAAGAAGUAUUCAGUGAUUAUGUUGGACGAGGCACACGAGCGUACGAUUCACACGGAUGUACUGUUUGGUCUGUGUAAGGAGGCGAUCAGAGAGCGCAAUGACCUCAAGCUUAUCGUCACGAGUGCCACUCUCGAUGCUGAGAAGUUCAGCCGAUAUUUCUUCGACUCUCACAUUUUCACCAUUCCGGGGCGUACAUUCCCGGUGGAGAUCCUCUACUCGAACGAGCCAGAGGAAGACUACGUUCAAGCGGCGUUGAUGACAGUGAUGCAGAUUCAUCUCACUGAACAGCCUGGAGACAUAUUGGUCUUCCUCACUGGUCAAGAGGAGAUCGAUACGGCGUGUCAACUCUUGGAUGAACGGAUGGCUCAGUUGGCGCCUAUGAACCCACCACCACUGAUUCCGAUGGGAGUAUACGCCGCUCAGCCAUCGGAGGUUCAGUCCAGUAUCUUCGAACCGGCUCCNNNNUCUCGUCUUCCCACGGCCAAUGCUCGGCAGCGAGCCGGUCGUGCUGGUCGAACUGGUCCGGGCAAGUGCUACCGUCUAUACACUGAGAAGGCCUUCCGUACGGAGAUGCUCCCGUCAGCAGUGCCUGAGAUCCAACGUUCUAAUCUCUCUAAUGUGGUCCUCACGCUGAAGGCUAUGGGGAUCAAUGAUCUUCUCGGCUUCGACUUCAUGGACGCCCCGCCGGUCCAAACUCUGAUUAACUCACUGGAGGCACUGUGGCAACUCGGUGCUCUUGAUGACGAGGGACUUCUGACCAAACUUGGCAGGAAGAUGGCGGAGUUCCCCAUGCCCCCGGAGCAAUCGAAGAUGCUACUGGCUUCGGUAGACCUCGGCUGUGCAGAUGAGGCGAUCACUGUUGUGGCUAUGUUGUCUGUCCAAAAUGUCUUCUACCGUCCGAAAGAUAAGCAGGCCGUAGCUGAUCAGAAGAAGAGCAAGUUCAACUCGCCUGAAGGGGAUCAUGUGACUUUGCUUGAAGUAUACAAGGCGUGGUCGCGGAACAGAUUCUCGGCACCUUGGUGCUACGAAAAUUUCAUUCAAGUCAGAAGUUUGAGGAAAGCACAAGAUGUCCGCAAGCAGCUUAUUGGUAUCAUGGAUCGAUAUCGACUGGAGAUCAACAGUUGUGGUCAGGAUUACAAUAGGCUACGUCAAGCGAUUGCUGCUGGGUACUUCAACAACCUGUGUCGUCGUGAUCCUAAUGAGGGCUACCGAGUCAUGCGAGAUCUUCAGCAAGUCUAUAUUCACCCCUCUAGUGCACUAUACCAGAAGAAUCCCGAGUGGGUUAUUUACUAUGAGUUGGUCAUGACCACUCGAGAGUACAUCAGGGAGGUUUGUACAGUCGAGCCGGAGUGGAUGCCGAAGAUCGCCCCUAACAUGUUCAAACAGGCCGACAACCGUGGAAUCAGCAGGAUGAAAGCGAACGAGAAGAUCGAGCCUCUAUACUCAAAGUAUCAUGAUCGUGAUGCUCUGCGUACACUGGCAAGGAGGAAGUGUUAG